CACUUUUUCAAUGCAAGAGUCAUCCGAUGCAACACUUGUCAAAAUAAAACAUUAUUUUAAAAAGAGAAGUGCAUUUCGACCUCCUGUUGAAGAAGAUCCUCGCUUACUAGACCCAAAGAUCAAAUCUCGAAUUGUUGCUUGUAUAUCACUCGUUGCCUGUACAGGUGGAUUUUCCAGCACAAUUUAUUUUCCAGGUAUUCCAUAUGUUACUGCCGAAUUAAAUGCACCUUCCAUUGCCACCACACUGACUGCAGCUCUAUUUAUUUUAUUUAUGGGUAUUAUGCCUGUUGUUUGGGCAUCCAUUUCUGAACACUAUCAUGUUCGCCGUGCGAUUUAUUUAAUGGCCAUGACAAUCUAUAUUGCUAGUUCAUUAGGUGCUGCAUUUGUACACAACAUUUGGGCACUUGUUGCUGUCCGUUGCAUUCAAUCGAUGGGCGUAUCUUCUGGUCAAUCAGUAGGGUCCGGAUACAUUAGUGACAUGUACCCUAUUGAACAGCGAGGUGCCGCAUUUGGUAAAUACAUGUUUGGGGCUGUCUUUGGACCAUUGCUUGGUCCUAUCUUGGGCGGUCUACUUAUCAUGAGUCCAUUGGGCUGGCGAGCGACUUUUUGGUUUUGCUUCUCUUUUGGAAUUUUUAUCUUUAUCAUCACUUUCUUAUUUACACCAGAAACUUUUCGAGAAGAUGCCAGGUUUGACCAAGCGCUACCUAUUGUGGAGACAAUCAAUGAGAAAGAUAGUGUCAUCUCCGCACACACAGCGAUCAACACAGAUGGUGACACAAAAUCCAUCAUAGUUGAAAAAAAGCACGCAUUUAACCCAUUCCGACCUUUUGCUCUACUAAGGCAUCCUUUUGUGUUUAUGCCUGCCUUAACAGGUGGAUUCUUUUUCGGUGCUAUGUUUGCUACUGAGACUAUUCUUCCUACCGCUUUUGAAAAUACGUAUGGUCUGAAUUCAUGGCAAACAGGUCUUUGUUAUCUGGGUGCAGGUAUUGGUAAUAUUUGUGGUACAAUGGUCGGUGGCAAGCUCUCUGAUCGACUACUGCUACGUUCUCGUCGAUUACGAGGUGGUAUUCCUCACUCCGAAGAUAGACUAACAGCGAAUAUUUGGGUGGCAGGAUUUCUAUGUGUGCCGUUGGGUUCUCUCAUAUUUGGUUGGAUUGUCGAAUAUAAAUUGAGCUUUUGGGGUGCCAUUGUUGGAUUUGGAAUUCAAUGCUUUGGUAAUGUGCAGGUGAUAUCAACAUGCACUGCCUAUCUGGUGGACUCUGUGCCAGGUCGAGGUGCUGCUGCUACUGCUGCUGCCAAUUUUGUGCGUAUGGGAUUAUCUUGUAUUUUGACGAUUGUAUCAACACCUAUGAUUCAAGCAUUGGGCCCUGGAUGGACAUGUACUUUAUUUGCUUGCCUUUCUUGGGUUGGUAUGGGUAUUACUGUUAUACUAAAGAUCUAUGGUGAACCCAUCCGUCGUUGGAGUGGUUAUUAGAAAGAUUGUACAUAAAUGCCAUGAUGGACUUGUGCCUGGUUACUAUAGCAAUAAAUGAUUGAACAAAAAUAAAUCGGCGAUUGAAUUGCAAAGACUUGUUCAAACAGCAGAACAAAUUGGCUUUUCCAUUUACGAAGCGUAAGAGUAAGAAUAGCAGUGAAAAGACUGCUUCCAAAAAAACC
Gilbertella persicaria is the source of this 1656-nucleotide messenger RNA. RefSeq names its product major facilitator superfamily domain-containing protein. Bases 11 to 1474 code for a protein of 487 amino acids. Gene Ontology annotation, biological process: transmembrane transport. Gene Ontology annotation, molecular function: transmembrane transporter activity. Lineage: Eukaryota; Fungi; Mucoromycota; Mucoromycetes; Mucorales; Choanephoraceae. The record is from RefSeq and is a predicted model, not a curated record. The transcript is spliced from 2 exons.